AUGUCGAAAGCUGCAUCCAGAUUAAGUACAUUGAAGAAAGUUGUUGAAAAAGUAAAACAUGGGAAACUGAAAACUAAUAUACCUGCUGGAAUGGCUGCUGCAGGUCCCCCAUUGGGGCCCAUGUUAGGUCAAAGAGGAAUAAAUAUAGCAGCAUUUUGUAAGGAUUUCAAUGAACGAACAAAAGACAUCAAGGAAGGAAUUCCACUACCAACCAGGGUCAACGUCAAUCCUGACCGGAGUUAUGAAAUUGUUAUACACAAACCCCCAGUUGUAUAUUUUUUGAAACAAGCUGCUGGUAUACAAAGAGCAGCCAUGGAACCAGGAAAAGAGACCUCUGGAAAAGUUACUUUGAAACACAUAUAUGAGAUAGCCCAAAUAAAACAGACAGAUCCAACUUUGGAGGUAAAAACAUUGGAAGAAUUAUGCAAAAUGAUUGUAGGAGUUGCCAAGUCAUGUGGAAUUGAAGUUGUGAAUGAUUUAGACCCACAGGAGUAUGGUCAGUUUUUGAUAGAAAGGAAGGAAAUAGAAGAGAGGCAGAAAAAAGAACUACAAGAAAAGAAAGAAGCAAAAAUGUUAAGAACUGGAUGA
Molecule: messenger RNA, 588 nt
Organism: Phaedon cochleariae (mustard beetle)
Lineage: Eukaryota; Metazoa; Arthropoda; Insecta; Coleoptera; Chrysomelidae
Source: the annotation of a GenBank genome assembly